Molecule: messenger RNA, 4078 nt
Organism: Chenopodium quinoa (quinoa)
Lineage: Eukaryota; Viridiplantae; Streptophyta; Magnoliopsida; Caryophyllales; Amaranthaceae
Product: calcium-transporting ATPase 2, plasma membrane-type-like
Exons: 7
Coding region: 628-3672 (1014 amino acids)
Biological process (GO): calcium ion transmembrane transport
Cellular component (GO): intracellular membrane-bounded organelle; membrane
Molecular function (GO): calmodulin binding; P-type calcium transporter activity; ATP hydrolysis activity
Source: RefSeq, a predicted model, not a curated record
UACCCCAUGAAAUUAUGUGGCACCAAAAAGAGUGGUAGUCUAGUCUUGUGGAUUAUAUAAACAAUCUGAAUGAAGUCUCCGAGCAAUUCGUUCUAAUUUACGGGGAAAAUUCUUUUUUAGACUACAAAUUUCCCACCAAAUUUCGGAUCACCUCACCCUCACCCUCACCUCAAAAAAGCAGCCCAAAAAAACAAAAAUGGCAUUUGUUUCUCAUUUUCUCUUCAAUUAAUGCUAAUGCUAUAAUUUUGCUACUAUCUUUGUUUUUCACCUCUUUUUCUUUGAUGUUUCAUAAAAUAGAAUAAAACCUAACCCCAUUAUUUUCCCUUUCUGACUACUCGUUUUACCUUUUUCGAAUUCUGGUAAAAAAACAAAACACACAAAUUAUUCUCUUUUUGUUUAAAAAAAAAAUCAGUUUCCUCGUAGAAAUUUCUCUCAACCCUUCAUAUAAUAUUGAAACACUUUCUCAUUGGUUUCAUGGGUCAAAUUUACAUGAAGUAGUCCGUAUAAAUAAUGGAGAGAAGCUGAGUUUUUAUUUAUUUAUUCUGGGUUAAAAGCUUUAAAAUAACCAAGUAUAUAAGGUAAGAUCAUAGUUAUAGUUAGAGAGAGAAAAGAGAGGAGAGCGAAAAAAUGGAGAGUUAUUUGAGUCAAAACUUCGAGGUGAAACCAAAAGGAACAUCAGAUGAAGUGUUGGAAAGAUGGAGGAAUUUGUGUGGCGUCGUCAAAAAUCCAAAGCGUCGUUUUCGUUUCACUGCCAACCUUUCCAAACGUUACGAGGCGGCUGCUAUGCGUCGUACCAAUCAGGAGAAGUUGAGGAUUGCUGUUCUGGUUUCAAAGGCUGCAUUCCAGUUUAUACAGGGUGUGGCACCGAGUGAUUAUGCAGUCCCUGAGGAAGUGAAAGCAGCAGGUUAUGGAAUAUGUGCUGAUGAGUUGAGUUGCAUUGCCGAAGGCCAUGAUCUAAAGAAGGUAAAAGCCCAUGGAGGAGUAAUGGGAAUUGCAGAAAAGCUCUGCACAUCAACUGAAAAUGGGCUUACCACCGAUCCAGCUACACUUGCUUGUAGGCAGGACUUAUUUGGGAUCAACAAGUUUGCUGAGCCUCAACUUCGGAGUUUCUGGGUGUUUGUUUGGGAAGCCCUUCAGGAUAUGACAUUGAUGAUUCUUGGAGUUUGUGCUUUCGUCUCUCUGAUAGUUGGUGUGGCUACAGAGGGGUGGCCUGUGGGGGCUCAUGAUGGGCUCGGCAUUGUAGCUUCCAUCUUAUUAGUUGUGUUUGUAACUGCAACUAGUGAUUAUCGUCAGUCCUUACAGUUCAGGGAUCUUGACAAAGAAAAGAAGAAGAUUGCUAUUCAAGUUACUAGGAACGGUGAUAGGCAGAAAAUGUCUAUAUAUGACCUACUUCCUGGUGAUAUUGUGCAUCUUUCUAUAGGGGAUCAAGUCCCUGCUGAUGGGCUAUUUGUCUCAGGAUUCUCAGUGUUGAUUGAUGAAUCAAGCUUAACCGGAGAGAGCGAACCUGUUAUGGUCAGUGAUGAAAACCCUUUUCUUCUCUCGGGGACCAAAGUCCAAGAUGGAUCAUGCAAGAUGAUUAUUACAACUGUUGGGAUGAGGACUCAAUGGGGCAAGUUGAUGGCAACUCUUAGUGAAGGGGGAGAUGAUGAGACCCCAUUACAGGUCAAACUCAAUGGGGUUGCCACCAUUAUUGGUAAAAUUGGACUUUUCUUUGCUGUGGUGACUUUUGCAGUACUUGUAAAUGGUCUAGUAGCUCGCAAAUGGAGAGAAGGGACUCAUUGGUAUUGGGCUGGGGAUGAAGCACUGGAGUUGCUAGAGUACUUUGCAAUUGCAGUUACCAUUGUUGUGGUGGCUGUUCCUGAGGGGUUGCCUUUGGCUGUGACUUUGAGUCUUGCGUUUGCCAUGAAGCAGAUGAUGAAUGAUAAGGCCUUAGUCCGCAACUUGGCUGCUUGUGAGACCAUGGGAUCAUCUACUACUAUCUGUAGUGAUAAAACCGGGACCCUAACUACCAAUCACAUGACUGUGGUAAAAUCUUGCAUUGGCUUGAAUGUUAAGGAAAUUACCAAUGAAUCUAGCUUGCGCACUGAGUUGCCUGAUUCUACCUUGAAGCUUUUGCUUCAAUCCAUAUUCAAUAACACGGGAGGAGAGGUAGUUGCCAAUAAAAAUGGGAAGCAUGAAAUAUUGGGAACCCCCACAGAAACCGCUCUCUUGGAAUUUGCCUUGUCACUUGGUGGUGAUUUUCAUGCUGAGAGGCAAGCAUCUAAGCUUAUCAAAGUUGAACCAUUUAACUCUACAAAGAAGAGGAUGGGUGUAGUACUAGAUCUUCCUAAUGGAGGAGGUUUAAGAGCCCACAGCAAAGGUGCUUCGGAGAUAGUUUUAGCUACCUGUGAUAAAGUGAUUAAUGCAAAUGGAGAGAUUGUUCCCCUAGAUGCAGAAACUUUGGAGCAUCUUACGGUUACAAUUGAUCAGUUUGCAAAUGAAUCUCUUCGAACCUUGUGUCUUGUCUACAUGGAUAUGGAGAAUGCAGGAUUCACUCCAAAUGACCCUAUGCCCACUGAAGGGUACACUUGUAUAGGGAUUGUGGGUAUUAAAGAUCCUGUUCGACCUGGAGUCAAGGAGUCUGUUGCAAUGUGUCGUGCAGCAGGGAUAACUGUUAGGAUGGUUACGGGAGACAACAUAAAUACAGCCAAAGCUAUUGCAAGGGAAUGUGGUAUCCUUACUGAUGAUGGUAUUGCCAUAGAAGGUCCGGUUUUCCGAGAGAAGAGCCUAGAAGAAUUAGAGAAAAUCGUUCCUAAAAUUCAGGUGAUGGCAAGAUCUUCUCCCCUAGAUAAACACACACUUGUGAAGCACUUGAGAACAACAUUUAAUGAAGUCGUGGCAGUCACAGGAGAUGGGACAAACGAUGCCCCUGCUCUACAUGAAGCUGAUAUUGGACUUGCAAUGGGCAUUGCUGGUACUGAGGUGGCUAAAGAAAGUGCUGAUGUUAUCAUUCUAGAUGACAAUUUCUCUACAAUUGUUACUGUUGCUAAGUGGGGACGUUCAGUUUACAUAAACAUUCAAAAGUUUGUGCAGUUCCAGCUGACUGUUAAUAUCGUUGCCUUGCUUGUUAACUUCUUUUCAGCCUGUUGGACUGGGAGUGCUCCGCUUACUGCUGUUCAGCUUUUAUGGGUCAACAUGAUCAUGGAUACCCUGGGAGCUCUUGCAUUGGCCACUGAGCCUCCUAACGACGACUUAAUGAAGCGAACACCAGUUGGGAGGCAAGGGAAUUUCAUCAGCAAUGUCAUGUGGAGGAAUAUAUUAGGCCAAUCCUUCUACCAAUUCAUGGUGAUUUGGUUUCUGCAAGCAAAUGGAAAAGCUUUGUUUGGUCUUCAAGGUCCAGAGGGUGAUUUGAGCUUGAAUACUCUAAUCUUCAAUUCCUUUGUGUUCUGUCAGAUAUUCAAUGAAAUAAGCUCAAGAGACAUGGAGGAGAUAGAUGUAUUUAAGGGCAUAUUAGACAAUUAUGUUUUUGUUGCCGUCAUCAGUAUAACCCUCUUCUUCCAAAUUAUAAUCAUCGAAUAUCUUGGUACAUUUGCCAACACCACUCCCCUCAGUUUCAUGCAGUGGUUCCUUAGUAUCUUCAUUGGAUUCUUGGGCAUGCCAGUUGCAGCCGGCUUGAAGAAAAUACCAGUUUAAGACUCCUGUAUCAAACAAGCACACUAUGUAUGGAUCAAGUCCAGAAGCAUUAUUUGCAUUAAGCACUAACUGUCUAACAUCUUUUGUUACCUACCCGCUGCUAACUUCAUGACCUGCAGACGCGUUUGAUUGGAAGAAUUUAAAGUAAAUGUUCUAAUAUCAGUAUCAUGAGCAGCAGAGCAGGAGAUCACUUUGUUUUCUUAAAUUUUCUAAUGUUUUACGACCAAGGCGCAUUUGUAUGCCAGGGUUUAGGAAGUAGUUUGUUAUUUAGAUUCCUUUUAAGUUGACUACUUGUAAAUCAACAUGAUUUCUCUGUAACUAGGAUCUUGAUUUCAUUCAGUCAAACUGUAAUGCUUAUCACCAUCUUUGUGAAAUUCCAGAAUUCUCAGGGUAAUGUUUCUCUUUA